Messenger RNA from Diceros bicornis minor, 1759 nucleotides. It is a transcript of the gene ZNF524, whose product is annotated as zinc finger protein 524. NCBI's taxonomy places the organism in Eukaryota, Metazoa, Chordata, Mammalia, Perissodactyla, Rhinocerotidae. Gene Ontology annotation, biological process: regulation of transcription by RNA polymerase II. Gene Ontology annotation, cellular component: nucleus. The record is from RefSeq and is a predicted model, not a curated record. The coding region runs from base 755 to 1534 and encodes 259 amino acids. The transcript has 2 exons. Gene Ontology annotation, molecular function: RNA polymerase II cis-regulatory region sequence-specific DNA binding; DNA-binding transcription factor activity, RNA polymerase II-specific.
CCUAAAAGGUGCGGCCCCGGGCACCCGGGGCGGGGGCAGGUCAGGCGGGACCCGCGGCCGGGCGAGUCCACCUCGCUCGUACGGAGCGGGGGUUCUGGAGCCCUGGGGCGGCCCCGGGAGGCCGGGAAAGUCAGUCGGCUUUCCUCUUUAAUUACUUACACCUCCCUCUGGGCGCCGACAUUUUGGGCAGCGGGGGCAGCGUCACUUCCACCCGGGGGGCCCCUCGACUUCCGCCUUGGCUCCCUUCUCCCCCGCACUCCACCUUUCUCCCGCCCUCUUGGCUUCCCCCUCCCCGCCGCCCGCCCUUCUCCCUCUUUCCCGUCCCUUUCCCAGCACUGGGGUUAGAGAAGCCAGGUUGGUGCCAUCUUGGGUGAGGGCAGGGAGAAAGGGCGGGACUUAGGGUGACCCUCGGCGCCAUACAGACUAAGGGCAAUAGGCUCUGCGCGAGGCUCCUCCCCGCCGUGUCAUCGCUGGCGGGUGACAACGCGGAUAAGGACAGAUUAAAUUCCCUUUUCGCAGCCUCAGACUCCUCUUGAGUAGGAUGUAGAAUUGCAUUAGGAGAAAAGAGAAAUCGAAGUUCGCCGACUGCGAUACAGAGAUAGGAGGAAAAACCAGGCUCCAUCUUGUGCUUAGCCCUCCACUGGGCUUUGAAGCCUGUCAGGCGCCAUGUUAAUUACGGGAACGAGCAGCCAUUUUCCCGCUCCUCAUCCUUUCGCCCGGCUCCAGUGCCCAGACCCAAGCCCCCCACUGCUCAAUGGACACCCCCAGCCCAGACCUGUUGCCUUCGCCUUUGCCCGGGGAGGAAGAGAAACCUCUGGCCUUACCUCCUCCUGUUCCCCGGGGCCGCCGAGGCCGACGUCCCGGGGGGGCCACCUCCUCGAAUCGGACGCUCAAGGCCUCCCUCCCUCGCAAGCGGGGCCGCCCCCCCAAGUCGGGGCAGGAGCCCCCGCUGGCGCAGGGGGUGACAGCCCCGGUGGGCAGCAGCGGUGGCAGUGACCUCCUGUUGAUCGAUGCUCAGGGUGUGCCCUAUACAGUCUCUGAAGGGUCAGCGGCAGGCGGGCCUGAGGGCUCCGGCCCUAAGAAGGCCCCGCACUUCUGCCCGGUGUGCCUGCGGGCCUUCCCCUACCUCUCCGACCUGGAGCGCCACAGCAUCUCGCACUCGGAGCUGAAGCCCCACGAGUGCAAGGAUUGCGGCAAGACCUUCAAGCGGUCCAGCCACCUGCGGCGGCACUGCAACAUCCAUGCCGGCCUGCGGCCCUUCCGCUGCCCGCUCUGCCCCCGCCGCUUCCGCGAGGCGGGCGAGCUGGCCCACCACCACCGCGUCCACUCCGGGGAGCGCCCCUACCAGUGCCCGGUCUGCCGGCUGCGCUUCACGGAGGCCAACACGCUCCGGCGCCAUGCCAAACGCAAGCACCCGGAGGCCAUGGGGGCACCCCUGUGCGACCCAGGGCCUGAACCACCAUGGGACGACGAGGGCAUCCCGGCCACGGCGGGGGCCGAUGAGGAGGAGCUGGAGGCCAAGGAGUUGGCCUGACCUGCAACCCCGGCUACUGCUCCCUGGGCCAGGUUUAGAGCUGGGAGUUCAGCUGGGCCUGGGCAGGGAGGUCGGGACACCCUCGUGUCUGGUGGUCUUCCCGUUGUGGGAGGGGCUUGAGGGUGAGGACCUAAACUUCAGGGUCCUGCUGCCUCCUGCCACCCUCCCCCGGACUAACAGGCCCUUGGAGCCAGGGGCCGUGGAAAUAAAUCUCUGCCUACUGGC